ACCAAAAGAUAUGUCAGCAGUGUCAGCUGUUCGUCGUCGCCAUCGCCAUUAUUAUUAGUGUGGGACAGCGAUUGUGUCGGUUGAAAAGUCGGAAGCGAAAAUAAAUCGGUGAUCAUCCGUGUAAUUUCGGAAGGAGGACAUUGGUUCAAGAUGACGACGGGAAUGCCUGAACUAGGCUCGAAGAUCAGCCUUAUCUCCAAGGCGGAUAUUCGAUAUGAAGGGCGAUUAUUUACCGUUGAUCCCCAAGAGUGUACGAUCGCUUUGGCGUCCGUGCGUUCCUUUGGAACUGAAGAGCGCGACACCCAAUUUCCGGUUCCAGCUCAAAACCAGGUGUACGACUACAUCCUUUUCCGUGGAUCGGACAUUAAGGAUAUUCGCAUCAUGAACAACGUCGCCCAUGCUCAGCCUCUAAACGAUCCGGCUAUCAUGCAGCUGUCCGUCCCUCCGUCUUUGGGCGCCCAACAAUACCAACAGCAUCCCAUUCUGGGACACAUGGCGCAUCCUCCAUAUGGGUCGUUUCUUCCCAUGGGCGGUUUGUCCAGCAAUGCUGGCGCCCCAGGCAUGCAAGCCGCUGGCAUCAAUCGAGGAGCUACAGCGGUUGGAAGCUCAAAGCCAAUUGGACCGCCGUCAUCCAUCUUGUCGCCCCCUCCUGUAGGAGAACAACCUCCAAGAUCCAAUGAACACUCCGAUUCUGUUCUAGAAUUUAUGGGCGGCGUUGUCAGUCGAAGCACCACACCAGCUUCAAUGGGUUCUCGAAAGUCCGGGUCAGUUGACCAAGGAACUCAAGCCGGAAAUGUACAAAAGGAUGGUUCCAAGCGGCAAGCCAAACCCAAUCAGCAACAAAGGGGGCCACCGCAGGCGAGAAAUCGAUCAGGGGAGAGAAGAGACUCUCAAAAUAGAGGCGGUGAUAGUCAGGAAGUAUCGAAUCAGAACUACAAUCAAGGGCGUGCUCAAAACAGGGGCAGAGGCCAACAAACCAAUCAGUACAAUAGAAGUGAUCAAUAUAACAAUAGGAACAAUCAGUACAACAACCGUGGGGGCUGGAAUAACCAAAGGGGCGUACCAAGAGGCAGAGGAAGACCAAAGGCACCAUUUAGACCUGGAAUGACGGCACCUGGUCAAGGAGGAAAUAAGAGAAAUACUCUCAAGUUCGAUAGUGAAUAUGACUUUGAACAGGCCAAUACUGAAUUUGAAGAACUGAGAAGCAAAUUUGCUAAGGCAAAAAUAGAGGAGGCAGGCAGCUCUAAAGCAGAAGUAAACGGAGCCCCAGCGGAGACUGAAAAGAAGGAAGAUUCAGGAAAUGAGACUGGGGCUGGCGAACCGGAGCAAGAGGAGGACCAGGAAGUGUUUUAUGACAAAACCAAGUCAUUCUUUGACAAGAUCUCUUGUGAAGCCGCCGAAAGGGCGAAAGGUAAGUUGCAAAGGACAGACUGGCGCCAGGAAAGGAAAUUGAAUUCCGAAACUUUUGGAGUGGCAGCGACAAGGAGGGGAAGUUACCGUGGGCGCGGAGGAUACCGUGGGGGAUUUCGCGGUGGUUACCGCGGUGGAUACAGAUAUCCUCAACAAAGAAAACCCAAUGAGCAGCAACAAACUAACCAGCAAAGCCAACAAGGCAAGAGUGAUGUGAUCAUAUAUAGUCCGCUAACUAGCGAGGAAGCAAUGGCUAGAAACGCAGCAGAAUCAAUGAAAGCCGAAGAUAACAAAGAUGUUAUUGUUGAUCAAGGUAUUCCAGUUGGAAAAAUAAAUUUUGAUGAUGAGAAAGAUGAUUUGCCAGAUAAUGAGCAAACUGAGGAAAAAGAACCACAGAAAUUAGUGGAAGUUGCAGCUGUAGCUGCUACUUCUUCAGCCUGCGUGGGUCAGUAAAUCCAUGAUCUGAUGAUACAAAACUGGCUUCACUGACACAGGAGUCUGGACAAAACCCUGACUGAUCGACGGUAGAAUUUCAUAACGUCUUCGAAUCGUAAAAUACCAGUUGACUGUGAUUGAUUAAAAUUUGAAAUUUAAAGUGUAGAACUUGGCAAACGUCGUCCCAGAUAAGUAUCUCGUGUGCUUGUAGUGUUUUCUACACUCCCUGGUGUCAGUAUUAACUAGUAGAACAUAUGUGUACCUUAAGUGAUAAAUAUUUUUAUUUUAUAUAUAAAAAAUCCGACGAUGUGGUUGGCUUAGCGUUAGUGUAUAUUUUGUAUGGCUCGUAGAGGUAAAUCUUUUGUUUUUUUUUUAUUCUGGAUAGUUAUUAGGUCAGCUGAAGCAGCACCGAAAUUAAUUUUUUUUUGUAAUUUAUUCCUGGAUUUUUUUUAUAUCAAAUUUUCGCAAUUACUAUUUGGUGAUCUAAAUUAAGAGAUGAGCUUUAAUUUCGCCGAGUUUAACUCUGUUGUUGUAAUUUAUUUAAACAUUUGUUAAAAAACGCUACUAAAUGGAGAUUGUAAGUAAACAAUUGCAUUUAUUA
Molecule: messenger RNA, 2446 nt
Organism: Dendroctonus ponderosae (mountain pine beetle)
Lineage: Eukaryota; Metazoa; Arthropoda; Insecta; Coleoptera; Curculionidae
Product: protein LSM14 homolog B
Exons: 11
Coding region: 151-1863 (570 amino acids)
Biological process (GO): P-body assembly; cytoplasmic stress granule assembly
Cellular component (GO): P-body
Molecular function (GO): mRNA binding
Source: RefSeq, a predicted model, not a curated record